AUGGACGAUUUUCCUAUUUUAGGGGGUCAGGUUGUCCUGGAAACUCCUCCGGAACGACUUAAGAAAAACUCCGAAGCAAAUUCAUACGACUCUUCCAAGCCAGAUUUGCACGACCUAGAGGAACACAAACUCUAUAAGCCCAAGAGUGCCUGGGAACCUACACCGGGCAAGUGCGGCGCGAUUGAGUCGUAUAUUGAUGCCGUUGAGUCAGACAUAGAGAAGCUCCUUUCAAUGCCAGACAAAACUCCCGACAAUUUGAGUAAGGAGGAGAGAUCUGCCAUACAAUCAUUAAAAAAUCGGGAUGACAUUGUAAUUAAGAAAGCAGACAAAGGCUCUACAGUUGUAGUAAUGGAUAAAGAGACUUACAUGGCGGAGGCCCAUAAACAACUCUCAGACGAACGUUUCUAUAAGAAACUGGACUCUGAUCCUACUAAAGAAUUCUCCACCGCCAUUACCAAAACUCUUGACGAUAUGUUUGAGAAAAAUGAGAUUGGUAUCAACGUCUACGAGACCUUAAAUCCUAUUGACUGUAGACCAGGACAUUUCUAUCUGCUUCCUAAAAUACACAAAGAAGGCAUGCCAGGUCGCCCCAUAGUAAGCGCAAUUGGACACCCCACGGAGAAAAUUUCUGAAUUCAUUGAUUUACAUCUCCGUCCACACGUAGAAAGUUUGCCAUCCUACCUUAAGGACACUACGGACUACAUUAACAAGACGCCCUCUACUGGCCUCCCAGAUCAUACCCUCCUCGUGACUAUGGACGUUACAUCUUUGUACACCAAUAUUCCGCACGAUGAGGGUAUCGAAGCCUGUAGAGAAGUCUGGGAUAGUAGAUCCAUACAAGUUCCUUCUACCGAGUCUCUUGCUAAGCUCCUUGAACAU
Saccostrea cuccullata (small rock oyster) is the source of this 879-nucleotide messenger RNA. RefSeq lists its product as uncharacterized. The annotation marks the transcript as partial. The record is from RefSeq and is a predicted model, not a curated record. Lineage: Eukaryota; Metazoa; Mollusca; Bivalvia; Ostreida; Ostreidae. The transcript has 2 exons.